Messenger RNA from Parascedosporium putredinis, 1254 nucleotides. NCBI's taxonomy places the organism in Eukaryota, Fungi, Ascomycota, Sordariomycetes, Microascales, Microascaceae. The record is from the annotation of a GenBank genome assembly.
AUGGGUAUCUUUGUACAGCGCAAGGUCAAGGCUGGCGAGGAAUUGACGUUCAACUACAAUGUUGAUCGAUACGGUGCUGAUCCCCAACCCUGCUACUGCGGAGAACCCGAGUGCGUCGGCUUCAUUGGGGGCAAGACGCAAACUGGCCGGGCCACCAAGCUACCAGCACUCAUCGUUGAAGCCCUCGGUAUCGACGGGGGCGACGGAUGGGACACGGCCGUCGCCAAGAAGCCUCGACGUAAGCGGCCCGACGAAGACGAUGAAGAGUAUGUCAACAGUCUCCAGGCCAAGAGCCUCGAUGAAGACGGCGCUCGCAAAGUCAUGGCUGCCCUUAUGCAAUGCAAAGAGAAGUGGAUCGCCAUUAAACUUCUGGAGCGUAUUCAAAAAUGCGACGACAACUAUGUCUUGAAUAUGGUCAUGAGGAUGCACGCCUAUCAGAUUAUGAAGACGAUGAUCACCUCCUUUACAGAGGACGAUAAUGUUAUCAUCCAGGUGCUUGACGUCCUGGAUAGAAUGCCAAGACUCACCAAGAAUAAGAUUGUCGACUCCAAUAUCGAGGCAACCGUGCAGGGUCUCAAGGCACCGCCCGACACUCCGGAGAUACUCUUACAGGAUACCCCGGUCGAGAAGUGGCGCCAGUUAAGUUUGGAGAAGCAGAAGAAAAUUUACGAAAAUACGAUCUUCCCGCACAUCAAAUACGUACUAGAUAAAUUCCGGCAUAAGCUUCCUCGGGAUCAACUCAAAAGGUUUGCGAAAGACCUUGUCAAAAAGUUGGUUGCAUCCGAUUACAAAAACGACCGAGUCCAAGACCCCACCGCCACCCUUACCGACAAGCAAGUCAAGAAGGUUAAAUCAUACGUCAAAGAUUUUCUUGAUAGGGCUGUAGUGAAAUACAGGGAGCAUGAAAAGAAGAAGGCGGGUCACGAUUCUGCUACAAACGCCGAUGAUGACGGUGCCGGCAAUGGACCAGAGCCUUUACCAGCAUCAGAUACUUUGAACGGCGUACUUUCCAAAGAAGAUAGCAUGGUGACUGAUAUUACUGUGGAGGCAAUCUCGAGCCCUGAGGAUGGAGGGUCACAUACGCCCGGCAGCCCGCGUCUGAAACGGAAGAGGGGUGAAGAGGACGAUGUUCCCAUCAUCACACCAGUAGAUGAGCUUGAGCCUGUUACUAAACGCGUGAAGGAGCUGGAAGAGGGCGCCGCUGAAACACCGCCGCCUCCUCCUCCCCUCCCCUCCGCCAGAGGAAAAUGGUGA